CGGGGGAGGCACAAAGUUUUGCGAGAGAACGCAACGUUUCUCAGGUAGCAUAAAGCAUAGAAAUAUAAAUUUUCCUCCCAUCUCAUAUUUUUUUCACCACCAUAUCCCCUUGGGGGCUCCGUAACUUUCGCCUAGAACAUUGACAUCACCAAAGCUGGUCCACACCCCCAAUCCAGCAGAUGGCAGUAAUGCGCUAACUCAGUUUACCAAUCGCCAAUAAAAUUAACAGAAGAAGUAGAGGAAGAAGAAGCAGAAGACGCAGCAGCAACGUACAGCUCUCGUUACCGUUUUAUUUUCGACGUCAGGAUGGCUGGUGUCACUUCUGAAAAAAGAGACCUCGAUGUCUCUGGGGGUAAAGAGCGAAAACGUAGCCGCUCGCGGUCCCGGGACCGUGAUCGAAAGAGUUCUCCAGGGAAAGAACGCAAGCGCCAUCGCUCACGGGAACGGAAACGAUCACGAAGCCGCUCUAAAUCUGCAGACAGAGAUCGCCGACAGAAAGACAAAGAAAGAGACAGAGAGAAGGACAGGGAGAGAAGCCGUAAAGAUCGGGACAGCCACAGAGGGGUCAAAGACAAGAAUAAGAAAUCCAGGAGCACUUCACCUAAAUCCAAAGAUACAAAAGUUAAGCGAGAAAAAGAUGUGAAGAUGGAGGAAGAGGAUCAGGAAGAAAAGAAAAAAGAGAAGGUUCAGCCAUUGUCUCUGGAGGAGUUGCUGGCUAAGAAGAAAGCAGAGGAGGAGGCAGAGUCCAAGCCGAAGUUCUUGUCUAAGGCUGAACGAGAGGCAGAGGCUCUGAAACGCAGGGAGCAGCAGACAGAAGAACGGCGGCGGCAAAUUGAUGAGGAAAGGAGAAAAAGGAGGGUUUUUCAGGAUAUUGGAAGAAAGAUGUUAGGGCAGGUCUCGACACUGCUUUAUAGGCAUCCAAAAUAUUCCCAAGAUAUGUGUCGAAAGUGUCGGGCAUGUGAUAUAUUGCUGAAGAGCUGGAAGAUGUGCAGAAUUAUCAAAGAGGAUCCCCAGGAGAGGGAGCGGCGUGAACGCAGGGAGCGGAUGGAGAGAGAGAGCAAUGGAAACGAAGAUGAUGAGAGUCGGCAAAAGAUAAGGGAGGAGAAGGACAAGGGCAAAGAACUUCAGGCCAUCAAAGAGCGUUAUCUAGGUGGAAUGAAGAAACGGCGUCGCACAAGGCACCUCAAUGAUCGGAAGUUUGUGUUCGAGUGGGAUGCUUCUGAGGACACAUCAAUUGAUUAUAACCCGUUGUAUAAAGAGAAGCAUCAGGUGCAGUUAUAUGGCCGAGGAUUUAUUGCAGGCAUUGACCUCAAACAGCAGAAAAGAGAUCAGUCUCGUUUCUAUGGAGAUCUAAUGGAAAAGAGACGCACCAUGGAGGAAAAAGAGCAAGAAGAGCAGCGUCUGAAGAAGAUGCGUAAAAAGGAGGCCAAACAGCGUUGGGAUGACAGGCACUGGUCUCAGAAGAAGCUGGAUGAGAUGACGGACAGGGACUGGAGAAUCUUCCGGGAGGAUUACAGCAUCACUACUAAAGGAGGCAAAAUCCCUAACCCCAUCCGCAACUGGAAGGAAUACGAUAUGCCCCCCCACAUUCUGGAAGUCAUUGACAAGUGUGGCUACAAGGACCCAACACCUAUCCAAAGGCAAGCCAUUCCUAUUGGCUUACAGAACCGUGACAUCAUUGGUGUGGCAGAGACCGGUAGUGGUAAAACUGCGGCCUUCCUCAUUCCCCUAUUGGUCUGGAUCACCACACUCCCCAAGAUUGACAGGCUUGAGGAUUCCGAUCAGGGACCAUAUGCUGUGAUUUUAGCCCCCACACGUGAGUUGGCCCAGCAGAUUGAAGAAGAGACCAUUAAGUUUGGCAAACCACUGGGCAUUCGGACAGUGGCUGUGAUUGGUGGAAUCUCCAGAGAGGACCAAGGUUUUAAACUUAGGAUGGGAUGUGAGAUAGUGAUAGCCACACCCGGUCGUUUGAUUGACGUGUUGGAGAAUCGUUACCUGGUACUCAGCAGAUGCACGUAUGUGGUACUGGAUGAAGCUGACAGGAUGAUUGACAUGGGUUUUGAGCCUGAUGUCCAAAAGAUUCUGGAACACAUACCUGUGACCAAUCAAAAACCAGACACCGAUGAAGCUGAGGAUCCAGAGAAGAUGAUGUUAAACUUUGAGUCUGGAAAACACAAAUACAGACAGACAGUCAUGUUUACAGCCACUAUGCCUCCUGCUGUAGAGCGAUUGGCCAGAAGUUACCUGAGGCGCCCUGCUGUGGUCUACAUUGGUUCUGCAGGUAAACCACAUGAGAGAGUGGAACAGAAGGUUAUUCUGAUGUCAGAAGCAGAGAAGAGGAAAAAGCUUUUGGAAGUCCUGUCACGUGGCUUCGAGCCUCCCAUCAUUAUUUUUGUUAACCAGAAGAAAGGGUGUGACGUAUUGGCCAAGUCUCUGGAGAAAAUGGGGUACAAUGCUUGUACACUUCAUGGUGGUAAAGGACAAGAGCAGAGAGAGUUUGCUCUGUCCAACCUGAAGGCUGGAGCCAAGGAUAUCCUGGUGGCCACGGAUGUGGCAGGAAGAGGUAUUGAUAUCCAUGAUGUCUCCAUGGUUCUCAACUACGACAUGGCCAAGAAUAUUGAGGACUAUAUCCAUCGUAUUGGCCGAACGGGUCGUGCUGGAAAGAGUGGGGUAGCCAUGACCUUCUUGACCAAAGAGGACUCGUCUGUGUUCUAUGACCUGAAGCAAGCCAUACUGGAGAGUCCUGUGUCUACAUGCCCACCUGAGCUCGCCAACCACCCUGAUGCCCAGCAUAAGCCUGGCACCAUUCUCACUAAGAAAAGGAGGGAAGAAACCAUAUUUGCCUGAAAUACAAACAAGUCUUCAUGCAAACAUGACUUCAGUCACACUCAACACUGUUGGGUAUCUCCCUCUUUUUCGCUUUCCAUUAUUCUAUUCUCUCACUUCAUAUACAUGCAAUUAACCUCUCACAUGACUGUGAUGGCUUUCUCAUCUCUGUCUCCAUUUGAUGCUGUGUACAUCUAUUCAGGGAGGGCAUGCAGAGCACUGUAUUUAUGUACUGUUAUUUGGCAGAAUACAACCACAUGCUCCAUUGAUAUGAACAGUAGUACAAGCAUAUGUUUUUUCUUUUAUAUUGUUUUAAAUGGUUACUCAUUUAAAACUGUGUAAAAAAAAAAAAAAAAUAAUAAUAAUAAUCCUACAGGCCUGAGUGAUUUUAAAGAUAUGUGACAUUUUUUUCAUUAGUCAGUGGAUACCAUAUAGUUCAUAGUGAAUACAUUCAUUUGUAUGAACUGGAAAUAAAGCCUGUUUGGUUGAGCUGGUUUUAUUUCUCCUCUUUUCACAGACUUGUAGAUUGUUUUAAUCAUUCAAUAAUAAAAUUAUUGACUGACUAAUACAAGCAACAAAAUAAAGCCACCACAGCAAUAUUAAAUGUAAAUCAAAUCUUUAUUAUUACUAUUAAUAUUUUAUGAAUUAUUUAAAAAGAAAGGAUUCCUCACAGCAUAAAGCAGAUGAUUUUUCUUCAGAAAGACAGGGGUGAGAGGGUGUGCACACAGUGCCUGAAGACUGUUGUGUCUGUUGGCAUCAUAGAUAUUGCAUUACAUUGCAGACAUAGGAAAAGAAAAAUGGUACUAUACAGUCAGUUACCUAAAUAUGUGGACAUUGACAAAAUUAUUUUUAAUUGUAUUUACUGUAUUUGGCUGUCUAACUCAGUAUAUUGGAGUUGGAAAUAACUAAUGAAAGUGUAGACUUUCCACUUUAAUUUGAGGGUAUUUACAUCCAAAUCGGGUAAACGGUGUUGCAGCACUUUUUAUAUGUGGCCCCAACUUUUUAAGGGACAAAAGUAAUUGGGCAGUUGGCUGCUUGGCUAUUCCAUGGCCAGGUGUGUUAUUCCCUCAUUAUUUCACUUACAAGUAAGUAGAUAAAAGGUCUAAUGUUUAUUUCAAGUGUGGCAUUUGGACUUUGUUGCUGUUAACUUCCAAUAUGAAGUCCAAAGAGCUGUUACAGCCAGUGAAGUGAGGCAUCAUUAGGCUGAAAAAAGGUCCAAACAUCCACGGCCUUAGAUCAUGAAGAUAGUGCUCACUCUAAGUGUAAAAUUUAAAGUCCAAUAAAUUUCAGUGGAUAUGGGGGACAAGCCUCCAAGCACCAAUUCUUAUGGUAAGUGCACAUAACAUCUUGUAAAAUUUUCCUUGGUGAAUAAAGCAAUGUUAUUUAGCUUUUUUAGGCUAGUACAACAUGGAACUGGAAGCUAUCCUAGUUCCUAUAAUUUUUUUUUAUCCUAUAAAAAAUUUACAAGUGAAUAUAUUUAAAUUAUAUUAUCCAAAAGCUUUCAAUAUUCAACACAGGAAAGAUCAGUUUGGUCCUCCAGGACUGGAGGACUACACAUUGAUGUAGUGAUACAAAGUAUACAUGUGAUACAAUAUAUUUUCUCAAAACACCUGAUAUUUGUUACACCUCAUAGUACUGAGGGUAGUUUGACUGUCAACAUUGUAAAUCUCUCAGUGAAACUAGUUGCAGUACUAUGGCAACAAAGUAUGAUGACUUGCUAAAGAGUUAUCAUGUGCCCAUUCAUUAUGUACACUACUUGUGCAUACACAUACACAUUGCUAUUAACCUGCUACAGAUUUAAAAAAUAAAGAAAAUUAAGAGUAAAUUCUGUAUACUCAAAUAUACAGUGGUGAUUGAAAGUUUGCGAAUCCUUUAGAAUUUUCUAUAUUUCCAAAUAAAUAGGAGCUAAAACAUAAGAAUUUCACGCAUACUAAAAGACAUCCGAAUUAAACAAAUGAGACAAAAAAAUAUUAUACUUGGUAAUUUAAUGCAUUGAGGAAAUUGAUCCGAUAUUUCAUAUCUGUGAGUGGCAAAAGUAUGUGAAUCUGCAAUUUGCUCAAGAUCACAUGGACUAGCCAGAAGGCUAUUGGAAAAAUGUUUUCUGGAUGGAUGAGACCAAACUAUAAUUUCUUGGUUUAAAAUGAGAAGUAUUAUGUUUGGAGAAAGGAAAACACUGUAUUCCAGCAUAAGAACUUUAUAAAUGCCCGUCUAUUUCAUGAAAUGUGGUGUUAAUGUCCUGGUUUGGGUCUAUUUUGCUGCAUCUGGGCCAGGACGGCUUACCACCAUUGAUAGAACAGUGAAUUCUGAACUAUUAUUAUUAUAUUCUAAAGGACCAUGUCAGGACAUCUGUACCUGAACUGAAUCUCAGGAGAAAGUGGUUCAUGCAGAAAUACAGUUAAUGUUUUGGAAUAGCCAAGUCAAAGUCCUGACCUUAAUCCUAUAAAAUUGUUGAGGAAGUAUGGAAGCAAGCAGUUCUUGUGAGGAAACCCACCAACAUCCCAGAGUUGAAGCUGUUCUGUACUGAGGAAUGGGCUAAGAUUCCUCCAAGUCAAUGUGCAGUACUGACCAACAAUUACCGGAAACAUUUAGAUGCAGUUAUUGCUGCACAGAACUAGCCACAAUUCUUCUGGAGACUUUGACUGUCACACUUGCGUCUUGUUUUUUUCAGCAAAACCCAGCCGUCUUUAUUCUGUUUUUUUGUCUGAAAAGUGGUCUUUUAUGUAAUAUGCUGCUUUCAAACAUUUUUCUGUAACAUUUAAUUUGGUGUUUGAAAACUGAUGUUUGGGAAUCUAAAUGUUUUUUUGUACUGAUUUGAUAAUGUAGAUGUAAUAAAAUAAAAAAUAUAUAACAAAGUUACAGGCAGGCA
Molecule: messenger RNA, 5692 nt
Organism: Ictalurus furcatus (blue catfish)
Lineage: Eukaryota; Metazoa; Chordata; Actinopteri; Siluriformes; Ictaluridae
Gene: ddx23
Product: DEAD (Asp-Glu-Ala-Asp) box polypeptide 23
Exons: 18
Coding region: 307-2847 (846 amino acids)
Biological process (GO): mRNA splicing, via spliceosome
Cellular component (GO): catalytic step 2 spliceosome
Molecular function (GO): RNA binding; RNA helicase activity; ATP binding
Source: RefSeq, a predicted model, not a curated record